AAUGGACUGGAAAUGUGUCACUCAUAAUGGAACUAUUGUGUGUGCGCCUUCUAUGUGCUACAGUCAAUUAUGGUUGCAUUUCAUAUCUUGGCUAGAAGACAACGCAUCAGCAAAUAUCGAAUGUUAGCCAUCCUACUAUAUCAGCUUUGCAAGUUACAUUACAAAUGUUCCAGUAACAUCACAUUGAAGCACGUAUUGGAAGCUGUAUCAGAAGUUGAUGGAGGAGCAUGGCCCUGCCCUCUUUAGAUUCCUCCCUCCAAGGGAUCCCGAAGAAUGUGCUGGCUGUUUCCAUGGAAACUAAGUACCAAUGCCAGCAGUGUCACCAGGUCCUGAGGAAGCCGGUCCAGGCUCAGUGUGGACAUCGCUUCUGUGUCCACUGUUUCAAACUGCUCACCAGCUCUGGACCCAAGCCCUGUGAAGCCUGUCAACAGGAGGAGAUAUACGAGGAGCCCCAGUCCAUUCUCAAUAGCAAUGAGGCUUUUCCAGACAAUGCAGCCGGUAGAGAAAUCGCCAGCCUGCCUGCCAAAUGUUUCAAUGGGGGCUGCUCUUGGACAGGUUGCAUCAAAGAAUAUGAGGCACAACACGAGGGCAAGUGUGAGCAUGAGCACGUACCAUGUGAAGCCUGCCAGGUCCUCAUCCUGCGUAGUGAAAAAGAGAGGCAUAACGAGAGAGAAUGUGAAGAAAGAACAUUGAACUGCAAGUACUGCAAAGUCUCCUUCAACUUCAAGCAGAUCAAGGCUCAUGAUGAAAUCUGCCAGAAGUUUCCCAUGCAGUGCAAGGACUGUGGAAAGAAAAAGAUCCCACGGGAAAAGUUUCUAGAUCACAGCAGAUCCUGUGCCAAGUCUAAGACUGCAUGUCCAUUCAGUGAGGUUGGCUGCAAGGCUGUGAUUGAUAAUGGAAAACACAGUGACCACGAGCAGACGAACGUCGUGGAGCACAUGCGUCUGAUCCUGGCGACGUCUAUGGUGCGGCUGCAGCGUCCGGAGGCCCCGGGGCUGGGGGAGUGGCAGGAGGACUCUGGGAUUGGCCUGUACCGCGCUCCUGAGGAGGGAGCCACAGCUUCUGCAGCCACAGUUGGGGGCGGAACCGCUGCCUCUGGACAGACCAGUGGCCUUGACCAUAAGGUGACAGUGCUGGAGAAUAUAGUGUGUGUACUGAACAGAGAAGUAGAGAGGAGCUCUCUCACUUUAGAGGCCUUCUCGCGACAACAUCGACUAGACCAGGACAAGAUGGAGAACCUCAGCAACAAGGUGCGUCAACUAGAGCGUACUCUCACCAUGCGGGAUCUACAGCUAGCCGAGACAGACCAGACUCUGAGGGAGCUCCAGUUCUGCACCUUUGACGGUGUGUUUGUUUGGAAGAUCGCUGACUUCUCACGCCGCCGGCAGGACGCUGUGGCCGGGCGAACACCCGCCAUGUUCUCACCAGCGUUCUAUUCCAGUAAAUAUGGCUAUAAGAUGUGUCUAAGACUGUAUCUGAAUGGGGAUGGAACAGGUCGAGGGACACACCUUUCUCUUUUCUUUGUGGUGAUGAGGGGCAAGUGUGACGCUCUGCUCAAAUGGCCCUUCAGUCAGAAAGUGACUCUGAUGCUGCUGGAUCAGAAUAACAGGGAGCAUAUUAUUGACGCCUUCCGACCUGAUGUCAGCUCCACCUCUUUCCAGCGGCCAAUCAGUGAGAUGAACAUAGCCAGUGGCUGCCCACUCUUCUGCCCAUUAGCUAAACUGACAGGCAAGAGCUCCUACCUUAGGGAUGAUACCAUUUUCAUCAAGGCCAUUGUAGACCUCACAGGCUUGUAAGAGGCUGUGGAAGCCCCCUACACAAAGGCACAAAACACAGACUAAUAUAUAUAUAUAACUUCUGAAAAUUACAUGAUAUAAGUAAUAUUAUAAUAAAAUGCAUAUAUUUAUUAUUAUAAGUAUAUCAUAGACACUGUUUAUUUUGCUGGCUGAAGGCACUGGAAUGAAAAUGAAUUCUGCUAGCAGAUCUUUUCAAUUGGUUAAAACAGAGAAAAAUAGGGUGAGUGAUAUGGCCAACCCAAGUGCUGGCUCUGACUACUAGAAGUGCAGUAUUAUGCAGAGGAUGCCGUGACUUUUUUUGAAUGCAAGGCAAUAAGAGCUUGUCAAAAUUGGUCAUCAAAUGGGCUCAUUGCACAUAAAUCACGUUAUGUAUUUCUAUUAUAUUUUCCAAUAUUUCUUAAUUUGGAGACACUGACGUGAUCGUGCCAAAAUGACACUGUCAAGUUGUGAAACUGCUUUUACUUGAGGUAGCACCUGUUGUACACAUGGACAAGGAUGUGUUGGCGAUCCUGCCCAUUCAUCAUGUGAGCAGGCACAACUUUUUAAAUGGCAAAACCCACAGGUCGGUAAUUUAUAUUAAAGAAAUGUUCCAUAAACUCCGCCUAGUGCUUUCUCAAAAAAAGCUACAAGCCGGUCCCAAGCCCGGAUAAAGGAGGAUGGGUUAGGUUACGCGUAAGACUAGCAGGCGCAAUCUGUAAAAAAAAUAUUUUAAAAAUAAAAAUAAAUUGUGGGGGGGCAACAGUACAAUUAUACUAGUUGAUCAUAGAUGGCAAAUGCUCCUUGAGGAGCAACGGGUCUAACUAAGUAGCUUAGAGCAUUCCAAAAACAUAAGUACGCUUUCCCAUUUAAACAGUUGUGCACUCGCAUCCAGUAGCGGUGCGUGGGUAAAAUCACUGGGGGGGGGGGAUUGAAUACUUACAAUGUUGUGAUCAUUGCGUUGUUUGCUCUAUAACCUGUUAGUUCAUAUGCCUUGACACCGUAAUAUAUAUAUAGGCCUAAGGCCGAGACAAUAAGAAGACACAGUAGCAGAAUAAAUUCAACCACAGCUUUUUUUCAUCACAAAACAGGAGAGCAACCUCUGUCUGGUGAAGUCCACAAAAGAUAUUGCAUGUAACAGUUACAUGACCUACAGCAUGAUCAAGCAAGUUAAUGUUUCUGUCAUUUUCAGACUACGAAACAACUAUUGAUUUAGAACCACUGAGUUACCGCAAGUCACAAAGAAAACAGGAGCUGCCUCCACUAUUCCAGCACCAUUUCAACAUUAUCUAAUCACCUAUUCUUAGUCUAAUACAGUGACAACUAAAAUAUACCACAAGUAUACCGCAAGUAGAAAAACAUGUUGACUCACCCUACACCCUACCCUAGAAACGCCAAUGCCAUCCUACACUUUCCUGUUGCCUAAACGAUCUAUGACUCUGUCAUACACUUUAAAAAAUGUUUUUUGUUGUCCAAGGCUACCUGGCUAAAAUACUAGUUCACUAGCCUAACUUCCUUUCAUUGGCAAUGAUGCGCCAGGCCAGCUAGUUAACAUUAGCCUAACAUUUCUACAUGUUGAACUUCCAUCCUCUCGGGCCAGGUACACAAUGAAUGAAUUUAUGGUUGGAUCAGAAUUCCCAUUAUAAUCAUUGGCCAGUACGGAUAAUUAAGUAAACCACAAGUCCAAUUCUCUAUCCAUUGCUAAUUUAGGAAUGGGACAAUUUUAGCUAGCUAGCCACUGGGGGACAACGACACAAUGGGAUGCAAUUAAUUCAAGUUUUCUGUCAAUGAUGUUUGGCUUCUAAUGUGAUGUGAUUGGUCUGAAGCCAAAUCCAAACUGGCUUACCUUGAGAUUUUUUUUUUUGGUGUGCCAGGACCAUUCACAGCUGAUCUCACUCAGUUUAGCUCAACGUUGAUUGGCUAUUUUAUAGAAAAAAUCAAGGGAGGCCAAAUGCUCCUUGGCAUCCAUGAAUACACACCACUGCUCACAUCCAUGCUGUAUGCGCUGUACUUAAAGCCUAAUAAAUCAUUGAACAAGGUGGGUGCAUAAUACUGUGCAUGUGCACAACAGGCUUUACCUUGAAUUAAAGUAAUUGAAGCAGUAUCAAGUUUGUUACAGUUAAUGUCUUCUACGAAGCAUGGCAAAGAAUUAUCAAAAUAGCUGCAAAGCGGACCAAAUUUGACACCUCUUAAUUGACCUUUCAAAGGCACCACAUCCUCUGCAUUAUCCUGAGCUUCAGGCAGACAUGGGCAAUACUUAAUUUGAGCAUUAUAUGCCAUUUUGACUGAAUGGCGCCGGAGGAGAUGGCUGCCGAUUUUACGGGCCCUUAACCAAUUGUGCUAUUGUGUGUGUUUUCGUGUUAUUUGUAACAUAUUUUGUACCUCGCUACUAUUAUUUUACUGCUGCUCUCUUAGUUAAAAAAUAUAUUUUUUUUACUUAACAAUUAUUUUUCUCAACUGCAAUGUUAGUAAAGGCUUGUAAGUAAGCAUUUCACGGUAAGGUCUACACCUGCUGUAUGCAGCGCAUGUGACAAAUACAAUUAGAUUUUGAUUUGAUCCGCUCGAGGCUCAGAUGAACCGAUCAUCGUAUCUUUCCUCAGUAUACUUUUUAGUCUAGUUCUGUUAGCUAGGUAGAUGAACAGUGCCUAUAUAGCUGUAGUGUACAAGAGUACGCCACAGUAGACAUGUACCCAAUUAAGAUAUAUGAUUAAAUAUACUGUAAUAAAAUACAGUAUAUUAACUAACAAUUAUAUGAACUAUAUGUUAUAGGCUAAGCUGAGAAAGCUCCUGCUCUUUUCAAAUACGAAAUGCAUAUUUUAUCUCAAAUUUCAAGAUUAGUAUUUAUACUGAGCUAGCGCAUAAAUAAAUGGUAAGUUAGCAGACUAUUAUGCCAGCAUAAUUGUAUUGAAUAGAACAAUUAAGUGUUUUUGAAUGUCAUACUUGUGACAGGUUAACCUUAUCUAUCUUGUGUAGAGUGGAUGAGAAUUAUUUAAGGACAUCUCCUUCACUUGUUGUUGUUGGUCAUUAUUCAGCUAUAACUAAUAUACAAAGACAUUUGAUGUGUUAAUGUAGAUUAUGUAUGUUUUUGUCACUAAUGGUAGAGUCAUAUGUAGGUGUAUUGUUGAAGGGCAGGUUACAGAAAUAUAACAGCAGUGUGUAAUGUUAAUUAUAUGCAUGUGUUAAAGGAAAGCAAUUCUGAUUAAUAUAGUUAGUUACCUGUUUAAGUUUGCCAUUGAUUUAUUUGUCUUAUUUAACCAAGGAAGUCGCACUGAUCUUGCAGGAGUCAUUUUGUUUUAUGCUCUCAUGAUUGUGACUGUCAAGACUUCUGUGCUGUAGAGUCUUGUUUUUAUUGGAACAUUUUGAGGUGUUUGAUUUGAUUGCAUGUUAAUUCAAACGCCUAUCUAGCAUGGAGUAGUCCUGGGAUUAUAUAGAAGAUGUAUUGUAUCUAUAACAAUGAAUUGGAGGGGGGAAAAGUAUACCUGUUUCUCAAUACAUUAUCUACCAAUGAGAAUGGUGUUGUGAAAAUAAAUACAUUUGAUAAAA
Oncorhynchus mykiss (rainbow trout) is the source of this 5315-nucleotide messenger RNA. RefSeq names its product Tnf receptor-associated factor 2b (gene traf2b). Gene Ontology annotation, cellular component: cytoplasmic side of plasma membrane; plasma membrane signaling receptor complex. The record is from RefSeq and is a predicted model, not a curated record. Gene Ontology annotation, molecular function: zinc ion binding; tumor necrosis factor receptor binding; ubiquitin-protein transferase activity. Lineage: Eukaryota; Metazoa; Chordata; Actinopteri; Salmoniformes; Salmonidae. Gene Ontology annotation, biological process: tumor necrosis factor-mediated signaling pathway; regulation of apoptotic process; activation of NF-kappaB-inducing kinase activity.